This is a messenger RNA of Amaranthus tricolor (Joseph's coat), 1415 nucleotides long. RefSeq names its product phosphoglycerate mutase-like protein 1. NCBI's taxonomy places the organism in Eukaryota, Viridiplantae, Streptophyta, Magnoliopsida, Caryophyllales, Amaranthaceae. Bases 2 to 1066 code for a protein of 354 amino acids. Gene Ontology annotation, cellular component: cytoplasm. The transcript is spliced from 10 exons. Gene Ontology annotation, molecular function: phosphatase activity. The record is from RefSeq and is a predicted model, not a curated record.
AAUGACGAUCAUCUCUCUUCCUUCCUCCGUUCUUGGGAAUACUAGUUUUUCUAUUUGUUGUUGCUACUCCUUUAAAUAUUUUAAUAACUCCCACCAUAAAAUUUUUUAUAAUUACUCCUAUUCCUAUACUAAAAAUAAUAACAUUUUUUGUUCUUCCUUUUCCAAUUUCUCCAAUCUCCAUAAUUUCCUUCCCAGUUCUUCUUUCCUUUGUUUGGCUUCUCCCUCUCCAGUAAUGGAUAGUUCAGCUGGUCAAGGACUCUACCCAUUGCAUCAUUGCAAAACUCUUCAUUGGGUGAGACACGCGCAAGGAUUCCAUAAUGUUGCCGGAGACAAAGACUAUGAGGCGUACAAAUCUUAUGACUAUCUUGAUGCAAGCCUAACUUUGCUUGGAUGGGGGCAGGUUGAUAACUUGCGGAAGCAUGUUCAAGCAAGUGGACUUUCGAAGAAAAUUGAGUUGGUGAUCACAUCUCCUUUGACGAGGACCAUGCAAACUGCCGUUGGUGUCUUUGGAGGCGGUGGAUAUUCCGAUGGUGUAGAUGUUACACCACUCAUGGUGGCAAAUGUUGAGGGCAGUGACCGCCCUGCAAUUUCAAGCUUUGGUUGCCCUCCCUUCCUAGCUGUUGAACUUUGCCGUGAACACUUGGGAGUUCAUCCUUGCGAUAAAAGGAGGAGUAAGAGCAAGUAUGAAACUCUCUUUCCUGCAAUUGAUUUCUCUCUGAUAGAAAGCGAUGAGGACACAUGGUGGAAGGAGGAUGUGCGCGAGACGGAUGAAGAAGUUGCUGAAAGAGGAAUGAAGUUUAUGAAAUGGUUGUGGACCAGGAAGGAGAAGGAGAUUGCUAUUGUUAGCCACAGCGGAUUCUUGUUUCACACACUUGGUAAUUUCGGAAGUGAUUGUCAUCAAGUAAUGAAAAAAGAAAUAUGUAAACACUUUGCAAACUGUGAACUACGCUCAAUGGUCUUUGUCGACAAAGGUAUGGCGAGUUCCAAUUCUCCAGCCACAAACUUCCCCGGAAAAAUACCAAAUGGACCCGAUCUUCCUAGUGAUGUUGCAAAGGAGAAGCUCUAGACCAACCAAAUUUGACUCGUAUUUGUUAUGAUGUGAUGGCCAGAAUGGAGCUGCUGUGAGGCAUCCAUGGUUCAUAAACUUACCGAGAACACAUGACGUCUCGUAUUCAUUUCAGAUUCAUCAUUGAUAAACUUAUUAUAACUCAAUAUUAUAGAAAUUUUCAGCUGGAAAUUGGAAUCCUUGAGGAUCAUGCAAGGUUGAAGCUGUAAAACAGUUUGUCAUCUUUUUCUUGCUGUGAUUUUUCUUGUCUAUUACUAAAUAGAAUAUUUGGAAAUAAAUCAUUCUCUGUAUUGAUAGUUUGCAAGAACUAAUAAUUUCGAUUUCUAUGGUUACAAAAUCGUUGAAUCUC